Polychytrium aggregatum is the source of this 240-nucleotide messenger RNA. RefSeq lists its product as uncharacterized. The transcript has 2 exons. The record is from RefSeq and is a predicted model, not a curated record. Lineage: Eukaryota; Fungi; Chytridiomycota; Chytridiomycetes; Polychytriales. The coding region runs from base 1 to 240 and encodes 79 amino acids.
AUGCGUGCAUCGGAGCUGGUUCUCAGAACCCUGGGUGAAUUUCUGGACAAAGAGUCCAAGUGCUAUACACUCGAAGUAUCCUUCUUCUGCUACCAGGACCCAGAAACCACCGAAAAUAUCAUAUAUACAAUUGACAAAUACAAAGAGCUUGGCAAGAACCUCAUCUCGGCCUUGACAGACUACUACAAGCUCCAAAGCUACAGCAAGCGGGAAACAUCAGCAAGAACUAUAGCGCAGUAA